Molecule: messenger RNA, 625 nt
Organism: Zonotrichia albicollis (white-throated sparrow)
Lineage: Eukaryota; Metazoa; Chordata; Aves; Passeriformes; Passerellidae
Source: RefSeq, a predicted model, not a curated record
GAGGUGUGGCAGGGCAGGCAGCCAAGGGGAGGGACGGGCAUCCAAAGGGCAGGACAGGAAGCUGGCAGCCACCCUGUUAGCUGAGAAGAGGGAAGUUGUGGUUGCUAACCCCAGUGCAACCAUCCCACGCUGCACCUGUGGGAGCAUGGAGACUGGAACUGUCUUCCCGCAGCUUCCUGAGAGCGAGGCCAAGAGAGCCCCCGGGGGCGAUGGUGGGAACGGGAGUGUGGAUGGUGACGCCCUGAGGAACCCCUAUGCAGGGCUGGUGAGCCACCUGCGGGCAUCCUGGCUCUCUGGGAAGACUCGGCCCAUGGAAUAUCGUGUGGCCCAGCUGGAGGCUCUGGGACGCUUCCUGGAUGACAAGAAGCAGCAGAUCAUGGAUGCCACUGCCUCUGACUUGGGCAAGGCACCCUUUGAAACUGAAUUAUCUGAGAUCCUCAUGUGCAAGAACGAGCUCCAUGAGACCCUGAGCAACCUGUCCCGCUGGAUGAAGGAUGAGAAGGUGGACAGGAUUCUGGCGGUGCAGCUGGACUCAGCCUUCAUCCGCAAGGACCCCUACGGGGUGGUGCUCAUCAUAGCGCCCUGGAACUACCCCAUCCACCUCUUCCUGGUGCCCNACGGGUGA